AUGAGAAAAAAAUCAAUCUUAAAGAAAGCAAGAUAUUUAUCACAAGCAGAAGAAACUUCCUGUAUAUUAGAUGAACAAAAUGGUGAAACAAAAGAAAAUGGAGAUAACUCUAGUGAAAAAAGUAAACUCAAUACAGAAAUUAAAACAUUUGUGGAAGAUAGUAAUAAUGAACUUAAUUUUUAUCUUGAUGACGAAGAAAUUAGUAAUGCUACAGAAAAAUGUCAAAAGUCAUCCUCAUAUGUAAAUUGGAGAGGAAUGGACUUUGUUAAUUUAGUAUUAAAUGAAGAAACAGAUCGUAAUAUCUCAAGUCUUGUUAAUUGUUGGAAUAAAAAACAAAGUUUUUUCGAGACACAAAUACGUAUGAAAACAAGUCCAACAUGUAAUUUGAAAAAUUUUGAUUAUUGUGCUGUUUUGAAUAAAAAUGAUAAUUGCACCAAUCCUUAUAAAGAUAGUGAUUUACCAGAUUUAAUACCAUUAACAUAUAGCCAACUCAAUGAGGAUCAAUAUCAAUCAAAUAAAACUAAAAUUAUUUAUGAUAGACUUACUAAGUUUACUAAUAUUACUAGUGAUAUAUCUAAUUACUAUUAUAAAGUAUAUGAAGCUAAUAAAAGUCAACUUAAUUGUGGAAAGUGGAGUAUGUACAUACAUAAGAGAGGAAAACAAUUUGUAAAUAUGGUGUACAAUGAGUUUUAUUCCGAAGAAUCUUUUAGAAAAGAUUCUACUAAUAUUUGGAACACUUAUAGUAAUAGAUUGCAAAAUAGUAUAUUAAGUGAAACAGGUAAUCCUUGUAAUAUGACAUCACUAAUUUAUGAAAUUAAAAAGAGAGAAAACACAAGUGACCCAUAUGGUUUAAAUUGGAUUACUUCAGAUAACCAGGAAAAUUCUAAUGGAACUUUAUAUCCUACAACUCCAUUACCAACUAUUACGCAACCUACAGCGGAAACAUCAGAUACAUCACAUGUUAGGAAUGAUGUAGAUCCAUUAGAUGAUGAUGCAAAAGCUAGAAUUGGCGGUUAUAGGGAUUCUAAAAAUGUUACCCUAAAUGCUAUAGCAUCACCGGAUGAUGAAGAUAAAGCUUCAGCGGCUGCAAAAGCUACAAAUGCUGUUCCCCUAGAAGAUCCAUCAAAAUCCCAUUCUUUAACUUCAAAUAAUACGAAUGGAUAUGGCUCUAAAACUGAUCCUUCAAUUUUACCUUCUCCUAUAAAUGAUACCGAUACGCAUUCUAAUACUAUCAUUAGAUCUUCUGAAAACAAUACUACACCUUCUCCUGAAACCGUAACUUCUCCUGAGACUGUACCAUCUGUUACACCCAUGUUUUCUUCCAGUACCAAUUCAUCUUCCUCAGAAAUUCCUGCAUACCCUAUUGAUGGGUCUACUAAUUCUACAACUAAUGUUGGUUCUUCUCUAUUGAAUGGUACACUUUCUACAAAUAGUCAUUCAUCUCCUGCUAUGGAUAUGCCCGAAUCUCCCACUCCUAUAAGUGUACAACCUAUAACUGUUACUGAAAUUAAUUCUAAUCGUACUGCAACUUUUGUAAAUGAAUCUUUAUCUUAUACACCUCAUUCUAAACCUCCUAUGGAGGUACAUAUUCCUCUAAAUAAAAUGGAACUUUCCAAAAAUGAUACUAUGUCUCCAUCCCCAUUUAAAUCCUUAGCGCCUUCACAUAUCAAUGCAGCUCCUAAUAAUACAAUUGAAUCUGCUACAAUAAAUAAUGAUACACAAUUAUUUGGAAAAAGCUAUUCCUCAUCACAAAAUGAACUUACUCCUAUUGCUCAACCUAGUAAUUUACCUUUAAUCAAAGUUCAUGAUGAUACAUUAGCAAAUUGUACGAACAUAUGUACUCCAAAUAUUAAUACCACACAAGCUCCAUUAGAUGAGGGUACUGAAGUUACCCCUACUGUUAAAACCACAGGAAAUGUACUAAUAGCAACCGUUUCAGUAGGUAUAUUCAUUUUAGGAAUUGUUCUCCUUUUAAUUAUUAUAUAUAGAUGCACUCCUAUUGGAUCUUGGAUUCGUAAUCGAAAAUCAAAGAAAAAAAAAAUAAGAAAAAAGAUAAAAAAAAUUUCAAAGAAACCAAUGCCAUCAUCUACAAAUAAUAUAGAGGAUGGACCAAUGAAUAGUGGAAAUCACUCUUUGUUACAGCAUGAAAAACAAAUACUACAAUGUGAGGUUAGUUUUGAAAGUGAAGGAAAUUUGAAACAUGAGCAGAGCGAAAAAUCCAAAGAACGUAAAGGAAUAUACAAUGAAAAAGGAAAUAUACGCAUUUGUAAUGUUACGAAAGAAGGGUCAAAUAAGCAUGAAAAUGAAUUUAUAAAUGAAGAAAAAUUAAAUAAAGAUAAUUCUAAAAGUGAAAUUGAAAAAAUGGAAUUGAAUGUAGAUGAAUCCAGAAAUGAAAUUAAAGAUGAAUUAAAUAAAAAUAUAUUAGAAGAAAAUCCUCUUCAUGCUGUAGGGUAUAUUGGGAAUGAUACAUUAAAUGAGGAAAUAGAAAAUGAAAUAAAUUUGCAAAAAGAAAAACCUACAUGUGAUUUUGAAAUGAAAAAUUUAGGAAAUAAAAGGUCAAUCAAGAAUGAUGUAUGUAAUUGGAAUUCAUGGGUAGAUAUACAUAUGACUGCAUUACUAGAGUGUAAAAAAGAGGAAUGGAAAUUGAAUAAAAGUGAAUUUUUUAAAAUUUGCUUAAAAGAAUUCGAAAAAGAUGGAGAAAAUUCUAAUUUAAAAGAAAUGGGAAAUAAUUUUGUAAUAAAAAUAAAAGAAGAAAAUAGUACCGAUACAACGGAUAAAAAUAGUAGUAUAUUAGAGAAAUAUAAAAAUGAAAAGUGGUUUAUUAAUUUGAAGAAAGAAUGGGAACAAGAACAAAAAAAACACUUAGAAUAUUUAGAAGAGCAUGAAAUUAAAAAAAUGAGAGAAAUGGGAGUAAAUAAUUUUAUUCUAGAUAAAAAAAAAAAAAUAUGGAAGAAAUGGAUAGAAUGGCAAAUAGAACAUUCAUACGAAUACAAAAAUCAGAAUUGGUUUUCAGAAUUGCUAGAAGAAUAUGAAAAAGAAGAAAUACAUGAAAAUUUAAAGGAAGAAAAAAUAGAGAAAGAAAGAAAUAAUGGAAUAGAUAAAAAUGAAAUGAAGAAAAAUUUGGAAAGGAGAAUUUUGUUAGAUAUUCAUAUGAUGGUAUUAGAAGAAUGUACGAAAGAAGAGUGGGAAAAAGAAGAAGAAUUUUUUAAAGCAAAUAUGGAAGAGAUAAAAAUAUAUAAAAAUUUGGACGAAGAAACAAACAUAUUAGAUAAAAUAGAGAGAGAAAGAAGUUGGAAUGUUAUAUCAGAGAAAAAAAAAGAGGAAAUAGAAAAAUGGAAAAAACAAAAAUGGUUUAUUGAGUUAAUGUUAGAAUGGAAAAAUAAAGAAGAAAAAUAUAUAAUGGAGAUAAAUGAAGAAAUUUUAGCAAAAAAGAAUCAAGGAAGAGUAAUAGAUAUCAUUUUAGAAAGACAAAGUAAUAUAUGGAAAAAACACUGCGAAAAUAUCUGUAAAAAGUGGGUAGAAGAUGAAAACAAUGAAGAAUGGUUUACAAAGUUAGUUAAUGAAUAUGAAAAUGAAGAGAAAGAACAUGAAAGUAGAAUUUAUAAAAAAAGUAUAGAAAAAGAAAAGGAAAAUGAAAAAACCAUAGAACGAGAGGAAUCAAUAACAGAGAUUAAUAAAUUGAAGGAAGGAAAAAUGAGAAAAUAUGAAAAGAAUAAUUUAGAGGAAUCAUAUGAAAUGAAUAAUUUAGAGGAAUCAUAUGAAAUGAGUAAUUUAGAGGAAUCAUAUGAAAUGAGUAAUUUAGAGGAAUCAUAUGAAAUGAGUAAUUUAGAGGAAUCAUAUGAAAUGAAUAAUUUAGAGGAAUCAUAUGAAAUGAAUAAUUCUAAAAUAAACAAAAAAAAAUUAAAAUGGGAAACUUUAAUAGGAAUAUAUAUGGUAAUAUUAGAAGAAUGUAGAAAAGAGGAGUGGUUAUUGAAUAGAGGAAAAUUUUUAGAAACCUGUUUAGAAGAAUUUAUAGAAGAAGAUAAAGAAAAAUAUCCAAAAAUAAUAGAAAAUGAUUUAGCAAUGAUAAAAGAAGGGGAAGAAGACAUUAGUACAUUGAUGAUUGAGAAACAAAAACUUUUAUGGAAAAAAUGGGUAGAAAGAAACAAAAGAAUGUCAGAGAAAUGGAAAAAUGACGAAUGGUUUAUUAAUUUGAAAAAAGAAUGGGGAAAAGAACAAGAAAAAUAUGAUGAAUUAACAAAUGAAUCAGAAAUAGUAGAAAUAGAAGCAGGAAAAAAUCCUAUGCUAGAAAAACAAAAAAGAAUAUGGAAACAGUGGCUAAAAAAACAAAGAAAGUGGUUUAUACUACAUAGCGAGGAAGAAUGGUUUAACAAUUUAUUAGACGAAUACGAAAAAGAAGAAGAACGUAAGGAAGGAAUAACUAAAAACGAUGCGAAAGAAGAGAAGGAAAUUCAUGAAAAUAUAGAGGAAUUGAAACAAGAAGCAGAUGAAGAAAUAGAGAAAAAUAGACAAAAAAGGGAGAAAUUGAUACAGAACAUUUUGAUAGAAAUACAUAUGACGCUAUUAGAAGAAUGUAUGAAAGAAGAAUUGCAAAAAGAAAAAGAAUAUUUUUUUAAAAAAAUGGUGGAAGAGUUGAGAAUACAAGAAAAUUUAGAUGAGGAUGUUAACAUACUGGAAAUAAGAAAAAAAAGUAGGAAUGUUAUAUUAAAUAAUGAUAAAGAGAAAAUAGAUGAAUGGAAAAAAAAAAAAUGGUUUAUAGAGUUAAUAUUGGAAAUGAAAAGAAAAGAAAAGGAAUACAUAAAAGAAAUAUAUGAUGAAAUGAUAGCAAAAAAGAAUGAGGAGAAAAUUAGAAAUCCCAUGUUAGAAAGGCAAAAAAUUAUAUGGAAAAAACACUGUGAAGAUAUUCAUAAGAGGUGGAUAGAAAAAAAUAAUAAAGAAUGUUUUACAAGACUAAUUUAUUAA
Molecule: messenger RNA, 4962 nt
Organism: Plasmodium gallinaceum
Lineage: Eukaryota; Apicomplexa; Aconoidasida; Haemosporida; Plasmodiidae
Product: surface-associated interspersed protein (SURFIN)
Exons: 2
Coding region: 1-4962 (1653 amino acids)
Source: RefSeq, a predicted model, not a curated record